Messenger RNA from Marchantia polymorpha subsp. ruderalis, 1773 nucleotides. The record is from the annotation of a GenBank genome assembly. Lineage: Eukaryota; Viridiplantae; Streptophyta; Marchantiopsida; Marchantiales; Marchantiaceae.
AUGCGAGCGGCCAAAGAAAAACUGUGAGAGGAAAAUGGGAUGACGGGGCAGAAGGAUGAAAAGCUCCAGAGUAGAGGACAGACCGGCGAUUCGAUGGAAGGUGCUGCCUGGAGGGCACGUGGUGAGAUUGCAGGCACCAGAGCAUGGAUGAUGGGAUGAACAUCGGACUUCUGUGCCGGAAUUUGCUGGACUCUGGGCAGGCGUCGGCUUCGGCUUCCUGAGAGCGGGCUGGCUCUCUGGUGGUGGCGGGCUACCUGCAUUUAGUGAGUGAGGUGCGGUGUAAGAAUUCGUGCUCGUUCGGGACCCUUGUGGAAGACCUUUUGAUUGCGCGAGCUGGAUUAGCAACGCCCGUGGAAGAUGUUUGGAGUGAUGGAUAUCUCUGCCACGGCCAUGGCCGUGGCUCCGCUCGCAUCCGUCUCUGCGCAGAGUCGUUCUCCCGUGUCAUGUGAAACUCAGCAACCUCUUGCUGUGCGUCCCGGUCUGUUUCCUGGCAGUAGGCCUGGAUAUGCUCCCGUUGUGUGGAAGGCGAAAAGGGUGCCCAAGAGUUGCAACGUACAAAUUAGAGGCAGCAGCUUAGCCAAAGAAACCGGAAUAGAUGUGACUGAGUGGAACAAGCAGGUGCGUGACGAGCGAUUGUCAAUUUUGGAAACCCAAGCCCUGAACGCGUUGAGGAAGACCAUCGAGAACUAUCAGAGGCCAGCAUUUCCUUGUGCAUUGAUCACAGGUGAUGUGGUUAUCUUGGAUCUUCUCAGUAGGGUCGGCGCUUUUGAUGACGAGAAAGUCAAAAUCAUAUUUAUCGACACCUUACAUCUCUUCCCCGAAACGUUGACAUUUUUGGCAGCCGUGGAGAAGCGGUAUGGCUGUAAAGCUCACAUAUUUCAGGCUGCUGGUAUGGCCAACAAACAGGAGUACGAUGAAAAAUAUGGUUCAGACCUUUUUAUCCGAGAUGUUGACGAGUAUGACAGAAUCUGCAAAGUAGAGCCAUUUAGCCGCGCUCUGAAGACAUUGGAGGUUGAUGCCAUGGUUAACGGCAGAAGGAGAGAUCAUGGUGCAGAAAGAGCCCAUCUUGAGAUAUUUGAAGGUGGAGACAUGGCCAAAGUUCAACCUCUUGCCUACUGGGAAUUCAGAGAUUGCUGGGACUACAUUGAGAAGUAUCAACUACCGUAUCACCCUCUCCACGACCAAGGAUAUCCUAGCAUCGGAGAUAUGCAGAGCACACUACCGGUUCCGAAAUCCCAGUGGUUUGAAUAUGGUGGUGAGCGGUCCGGCCGCUUCCAGGGAAUCAAGAACAAGGACGGAAGCACCAAAACCGAGUGUGGUAUUCAUGCUCCCACUUCAAGAUAGGAAGAAGGCGAAUGUAUCUACCUCAUGUCCAUAGUACGACCUGAAGGAUACUUUGACUUCGGGAGCACUUGGGAAAUUCCUGACAUUGAAGAGAGGCAUGAGUGAUAUUAGAGAAUAUGAACACUCAAAAUUCCUCUUUAUCCCGACCUUGAGUUGUAUCAUACAACGGCUCAUCUAUUCCCUUGCAAGUCUGCGAGGAAUCUUGUAAAAAGAAUAGUCCAUCCUCUUAAAUUACAUACUCCUGAAGCAAAACUUCUGUUUCUGGCUGGCUUUAUCUUUUACUUGUCCACUGAAAGAUUGUAUUUCGAAUAUACCUUUUACCACUCCACCCUUGUUUGAACAUCUCUGUCACCGUCGUCAUAAAGAUUUCCGCAGGUUUAGCAAGGAAAAUGUGCCCGUUUUCUGAAUUAAAAGUGUAUAAUGUUGAAG